ACACAGUGACCAUAAGGUCUUAGUCAUGUCCUCUGCUUGAACAGACCUGCCCCUCCUGUAUAAAUGUGGUGCCACUCUUGCAGUUCUUUAUUUCACGUCUCAUUUACAGAAAGCUUCAGAAGACAACAUGGAGUCUGUGCUUUGCUAUUUACUCUUUUUUGUGAUGACUGGCAUUUGUCCUCUUGUGACUGGUGCUCCAUCUGAGCUUAAGUGCCCAGAUAGCAACCUAAACAUCACAGGAGGCACCUUCACUCUCUCCAAGAAUUAUGAUGAAGGUAGCACCCUGAAGUUCCACUGCCCACAGGGUUAUUAUCCAUAUCCUGUAAAAAAGCGGCAGUGUUCCAGAGGCAAGUGGGAUCCAGCGCCCACCAAAAGACGAGCAGACUGCAGGAAGAUUACAUGUCCUAAUCCACAUGGUCUGGACAAUGGAGUCGUGGAGCCCUAUAAGCCGCUGUACUAUGUGAAUGACACGACCACCUACAGGUGUCAUUCUGAUUACACAUUCCGGGGGUCCUCCACACGUGUGUGCCAGCUCAACGGCAAGUGGAGUGGCAGCACACCAAUUUGUAGCCGUGACUCUGAUCACUGCCCUGAUCCUGGUACGCCCCCUGGUGCCAGCAGAACAGGGCACAUUUUCAAUAUUGAUGACAAAGUGACCUACCGCUGUGAUAAUAAGCUGAAACUGCUGGGCUCCAAAGUGCGUGUGUGUCAGGAUGGUGGCCAGUGGUCAGGACGAGAGCCAGAGUGCUAUGCUGAUUACACAUACGACACCCCAGCAGAAGUAGCGGAGGCUUUUGGCAGCACUUUAAAGACUACUCUGACCACACACGAGGAAAACGGUCAACAAGGGAAGAAAAUCAUACUGGACCAGAAAGGAAAGCUCAACAUCUACAUUGCUCUGGAUGCAUCUGACAGCAUAGAGGAAGAGGAAUUUGAACGAGCAAAGGAGAUCAUUAUAAAGCUCAUAGAUAAGAUCAGCUACUAUGAGGUCUCUCCAAAUUAUGAGAUUAUCAUUUUUGCCACAGAAGCAACAAGAAUAGUUAGCAUUGCAGAUUACAAAAGGGAAGAUGAAAGAAAAUUGUAUAAAAUUAUCAACACGCUGAAGGAUUAUAAAUAUGACGAUAAAGGACAGAAAUCAGGAACGAAUAUUGCCAAAGCCUACAAAACUAUUUUGGACAGCAUGAGUUUUGAGAAGACCAGCAAUAUAACAGCCUUCAUUGAAACCCGUCAUGUCAUCAUCAUGUUCACUGAUGGUAUAUACAAUAUGGGAGGAAACCCCAUACACCAUGUUAAUGAAAUCAAGCAACUUGUGUACCAUGGAGAUGAUAUGAAACGGGAUGAAUAUCUUGAUAUAUACGCGUUUGGAGUGGGCGAAGAUGUACAGAAGGAGGAUAUCGAUUUCUGGGUGACAAACAGACCAAAUGAAAAGCAUUUCUUCUUACUCCCAAACAUGGAAGACGUGCAACAAACCUUUGAUGAGAUGAUUGAUGAAAGCACUAGUGUGGGUCUGUGUGGACUCUACAGAAGCUACAGAAACUAUGAUGAACAAAGCCAUGAAGCCAAGCGCCAAAGUUACCCCUGGCUGAUCCAGUUUUUUGUGACUCGUGAAGAUGGCACAUCAUCAAACUGCUUAGGAUCGCUGGUCACUCCUUCAUUCAUUCUAACUGCGGCCCACUGCUUCAAGUUCGAAGAUCUUCCUGAUAAUAUCAAACUCGAGACACCUACUAGCAAUUCUUUGCAGCCACUAAAGGCAAAGGAUUUCAUGCUUCAUCCAAAAUACAAACCCAGAGGUAAAGUGUCAGAAGGAAUUUCAGAGUAUUAUGAACAUGAUGUGGCUCUCAUAGAACUAGAACAGGAGAUAAAAGCUGAUGCCAGUCUCAGACCCAUUUGCAUUCCCUGCACCAAGGAGACGAGUGGGGCUCUAAGACUGUCUGGCAGUGAUGUGACAUGCGCAAAACACAAGGAAGAGCUUCUGACAGGUGACCUUGUUAAUGCUUUCUUUAUGUCAGCUAAACAAAAACAAGGCAUGCUUCCAAAGAACGAUGUGCAGAUCAAACUGGGGCAUAAGAGAGAUGCGUGUAUUGAAGAUGCCAAAAAGGCAUUGAAUAUCUCAGAUGAAAAAGCAAGGCUGCUUAUUACAGACAAUUUCUUGUGCACUGGUGGAGAGGAACAAAAUCAUGUAGAUGAAGUUUCUUGCAAAGGUGACUCUGGUGGGGCUACAUUUGUGCAGCAAAAGGUUCGGGCAUUCCAGGUUGGAGUUGUCAGCUGGGGUCUGAAAGAUCUGUGCACAGGUGAAGUGAAAUACGAUGAACUUUCAACAGCCAGAGACUUCCACAUAGACCUCUUCAAUCCAGAGGUGCAGAAUUUUCUUCAAAUGUACCUGGGUGAUGAACAAAGAGGGACUCCUCUGACAUUUUUGAAAAGAUAAAAGCUGAGUUCUGCUCCUGUGAACAUGCUAUUUGACCUAUUUUCUUUAUACCUUUUCACCAGAAAUUUAUCACAGUAACUUUUGAACAUUUUCUGUGAUCAAAUAUUGAUUUGUUUCACAUAAUAAUGGACGGAGUUACAGUCUAAAACAACAGAUACAGAAAAAAAGCCUGUACUGUUUUAGGACAUGCUUUAUUUAGUCAGUUGGACAUUCUAUAUUUACUAUUUUACAGAAAGCAGGUUUCCUGUAAGAAUAUUAGGAGAGGCUAUGAGUGUACCACAGCUGCAGGAUUGUUUAGAUUGUUUAUUUAGGAGCUGUAAAACCAGAAAGUAGUAGUUUAUGUGGAUUAAGUGUAAAAGUAGAAUUAUCAUUUUGUUGGCACAGGCAUGGAUUGGGAACAUUUUCUACCCUUAUCAAAUCUGAUACAGAUUUGUUAACAAAUCAACUUUUGAACAUUUUUUGGACACUGUGACAAAAUAAAGCAUUCUGAAUGUUGAUUA
Colossoma macropomum (tambaqui) is the source of this 2928-nucleotide messenger RNA. It is a transcript of the gene cfbl, whose product is annotated as complement factor b, like. The coding region runs from base 128 to 2428 and encodes 766 amino acids. Gene Ontology annotation, biological process: complement activation; proteolysis. The transcript is spliced from 18 exons. NCBI's taxonomy places the organism in Eukaryota, Metazoa, Chordata, Actinopteri, Characiformes, Serrasalmidae. The record is from RefSeq and is a predicted model, not a curated record. Gene Ontology annotation, cellular component: extracellular region. Gene Ontology annotation, molecular function: serine-type endopeptidase activity.